UAGUCUAACAGGUGCAGCAACCCUUAGAUACUCACAUCUCUAUUAGGCCAUCGCCGGUUGGAUUGUUUUUGUCAAUUUCUACUUUGUUUAUUAUCUGAAAACAGUAUUUAACUUGUUAGAUCAACACUUUACCACCUCAAUAACAGGUGGACGCCAUAAACCAUGAACGAAGCGUGCGCCUUUAAUGAGAACGAGGAAGACGAACAGAAGUACGCCCACCUGCUGAACUCAGAUUAUUUUGGCGGCGCCAGCCAGUCCGCCUUGGAGAGCAGCACCGAUAAACGCCAAUGGAAGAACGAGGAGUUGGAACUCUUUCUGGGCGUCAUCUAUGAACUCAAGUUGCAGAGUCAAUUGCAUGGAAAACGUAAUUCGAAGGUUUUCAAGGUGAUUGCCAAGGAAAUGGGCAAAAAAGGCUGCUCCAAGAGCGCCCAGCAGCUCCAAACCAAAUACCACCAGUUGAGAAAACAAUUUGUGAGGGCCAGGAACGGUGGUGAACCCUUUGAGCACUUUGAGGCCCUGCACGAAUUGUUCCAGGCCAGUGGAGCUUCAGACCUGGAGCCAGAGCCGGACAGUGACAGCGAGGCAGAGAUGGACGAGGACAUGGCCGGCCUAGGCUCUGAAACUGAAGGAGAUGACACCUUAGAUGCCUCUUCCUCUACAAUGCACGUGAAUGCCCGCUGCAAGUGGACCGAGGGCGAGGUGGACAUGCUGCUCGACCUGAUCAUUACAAUGGGCCUGCGCAGAGCCCUACUGAGCAAGCGAAAUGCCAAAGUGUUUAGGGCGCUGGCCAAGGAAAUGGCCAAGCGAAACUGCAACAAGGGCCCCGACAAGCUGCGGAUCAAGUUCCAGCUCUUGCGGCGAAUGUACAACAAGGUGAAGAAUGGAACCGGCGAGACCUUUGAGCACUUCGAGGCCAUGCGUCAAGUGCUGGACCCCACGCCUGAAGAAGCUGCCGUUGGCGACGCGGAUGCGAAUUUGAGUUCUGCCAGUGAAACCGAAUUUAAUGAUAGUGAGGACGAUGAUGGAGAUCCCUCGCAGAGAGGAGCUCACUUUUGGUCGGACGAGGAGGUGGAUGCCUUUCUUUUGGUUAUCAGGGACAACGGCUUCUUUCGGGCCUUGGAUGGCUCGAGGAAACGAAACUUUCAGACUCUGGUGCACAUCUCCAAUAUCCUGGCCAAGCAAUCCUUCAAACGAACACCACACCAGCUGCGAAACAAACUGAGAAUGCUGCUCAAGCGGCAUCGGGAGGCCAAGGAGCAUGGCUUGGAGAACGUGCGCAUCCUGCCCCGCCACUUUGAACUUUUCGACGAGCUUAUCAAGACGCCGCAUGAAACCCCAAAGAGUGCCACCCAAAGACCCAACCGUCCAAUAAAAACAUUCUCUUCGAAGCCAUCCAGGUCGAAGGCACCGCCCGAGACGGACAGUGAUGAAUCCAGCUCUACCUGUGAUCUUCUGAGGGCUGCAGGCGAAAGCGAAGAUUUCGAAGACGGAUUAGACGCCGUGGAAGGCGGGCAGCCCACGCCAAUGGAGGCCAUUACUACCAUCAUGGAGGGUCAGAAGCAACUGUUGAACCUGAUCAAGUCCUCCAACGAGAGCUUCCUGCGGCAACAGCGCGCCCAGCAACAGGAGUUUCUGGAACAAGUGUCCGAGCUGAUGCGCCGCGACCGUGAGGAGACCCUUCGCCGGAUAGAGGAACUACUGCCCCCCAAUUGAUGGACGAGAUGGAGGGGAAGAGGAAGGAAGCUGAAUUCGAUGAUCGAUGGAGCUGCAUGGGGGCAUGCGGUUGAUGUUGAUGUGGCGCCACCUUUUGCUGAUGUUUGUUGGAAUGCUGGAAAGAAGAGACGACGCGACA
This is a messenger RNA of Drosophila bipectinata, 1852 nucleotides long. RefSeq lists its product as uncharacterized. NCBI's taxonomy places the organism in Eukaryota, Metazoa, Arthropoda, Insecta, Diptera, Drosophilidae. The record is from RefSeq and is a predicted model, not a curated record.